AGGAGCAGUUUCCUGGAACAGAGGUGGACAUGUUUGCCCAUUUCAUAGGUGAGUCUCUGAAGAGGACCAAGGUCAGGGACUAUGUUCCGUCUCAGGAGGAGAUCGUAGCCUUACUGACCCGGCAGGAAAUGACUACUACGGUCUACUGCCACGGAGGAGGAUCCUGCAAGAUCUCCAUCAACUCACACACCACCGCUGGAGAGGUGGUGGAGAAGUUGAUCCGAGGCCUGGCCAUGGAGGACAGUAGAAACAUGUUUGCCCUGUUUGAACACAACAACACUACAGACCGGGCUGUGGAGAGCAGAGUCAUCGUUACUGACGUACUCGCCAAGUUUGAGAGGCUGUCAGGCAGUGAGGAGGUGGAGGAGGAGGGACAGUGGAAGCUCUACUUCAAACUCUACUGUUUCCUGGAUGUAGAGAGCGUGCCCAAGGAAGGGGUGGAGUUCGCCUUCAUGUUCGAACAGGCCCAUGAGUCUCUGACCAACGGUCAUUUCCCGGCCCCAGAAGACACCCUGCAGCACCUGGCUGCUCUCAGGCUCCAGUUCCUCCACGGGGACAAGGCCCGGGGCAGCUGGUCUCUGGACAACGUCUACCCUGUAGGGAGGCUACGCACACGCAUCCUGCAUUUCACCAAGGUGGGCGCGGCGGGGCCUGUGGGCCAAACCCUUGAGCGGAGGCGUACCAGCUUCCUGGACGGGACCCUGCGCCGCAGCGGGCUGAAGACAGGCUCCAUGAAGAAACAGAAGAUGGAGGAGGAACAGAUGCUGGAGAUGUGGGUGAAGGAGGAGACUUCAGCCACCAGAACCUCCAUCGUAGAGAAGUGGUCCAGACUUCAGGGACUGGACCAGCACACUGCCAUGCUCAAAUACAUGAACAUCAUAAAGGAGUGGCCCGGAUAUGGGUCCACACUGUUCGACGUAGAGUGUAAAGAGGGAGGCUUUCCUCACGACCUGUGGCUGAGUGUGAGUGCAGAGAACGUGUCGGUCUACAAGAGAGGAGAACCCAAACCUCUAGAGACGUUCCCCUACGAACACAUCAUCUUCUUCGGAGCUCCCCAGGCCACUACCUAUAAGAUCACAGUGGAUGACAGAGAGAUGUUCUUUGAGACACCUCUGGUUGGAGAGAUCAUCAAGAUCAUGAAAGCCUACAUCAACAUGAUAGUAAAGAAGAGAUGUAGCGUCAGAUCUGGGUCCAGCGACGGAACCAACUGGAUCAGGUGAUGUGAGACAAAACACAACCCAGUUGGCUUCCCCCACCGCCCCUGACCAGAAGGCUAAAAGGCUAGCACUACAAGGCUAAAAGGCUAGCACUACAGGCUAAAAGGCUAGCACUACAAGGCUAAAAGGCUAGCACUACAAGGCUAAAAGGCUAGCACUACAAGGCUAAAAGGCUAGCACUACAAGGCUAAAAGGCUAGCACUACAAGGCUAACCAGCAGGGUCCGUGAAGACAAGCUUCAAGACUAAAAGUCCAUGAAGACAGGACUGUUCUCUUCAACUCAGAUGUCUGGAUAACUGACGUCAGGCUGCUACUCCAGAACUCGUCCGACUCCGGUGUCCCUCAGUGUGGUGCGCCAAGCCAACAUUCAGAACAUUCUAGAAUGUGUAGCGCUAAAGGCUGUACUGCGUUCCUCAACCGUUUUAAAUAUUACUAUUCUAUAGCUGUCGACAGAGUGGAUAUCACGUUACCUUCUGCUACUAUUUACAUCAAUUUAUCAAUAGUAUGAACCAAUCAGGAUAUCACAUUUAAAAUUUCCUUUUGUAUUCAAGUUCUACCAUUUUCAAAUUCCUUUCCAAUGGAUUGAGAUUCAGAUUGAGUGAGAAAUGUCUCACUGUCAAGCCUUCCCGUGACUAGCUCCCCUUUCCUUAUAAGAAUAUUGUGUCUAUUUUUAUAAUUUGGCAAGUGUUAUUAUUAUUAUUAUUAUAACAUAUGUUAUUGUCUGGGCACCCAACUAUACCGUUAUAUAUUUACAAUGAGAAGAAGUUAUUCGUCUAAAGUAAAGGUUGAAAGACUUUUCCCUCAGGUUUUCUGAGCAAUAGGAGUUGAAUCCCAAACCAACCACAGAACCAGGGAGUUGAACCUCUUUACAUUUUGAUGCCUUAAAUAGGGUUUGCUGUUUCCAUCCAUGUUGUUAUUCUUUGGACUGUAAGUAAUAGGUUUUCACUUUCAAGAAUGGCGUCCCCGAGCCAGGGUUAUGUCAGGGUUCAUAGCUCGAUGGUUAUAACCAGUUAUAAUGCUGGAGGCAGAGGCUGCUGUUCUAUAGCCUGGUCCCAGAUCUGUUUCUGCUUUUGCCUACUCUGAUUAUGACGCUAAAUAUGUUUGAAAUGACAAUUCCAUAAGGAAGUUGGUGAAAGAGCAGAAAAAGCAGACUGGUGUGCCCAAAGCUAGCCUUUCUACCCAGUGCCUGAGAAGCAGGUUUUUAACUAACUGGUGAAAUAACACUUGUAUUUUAUAAGUUAAAUAUAACUAGAACAAACCAAUACAUAAUCCAUUACUACUAUAUUUAGGUUAUUAUUUAUUUACAAUAAAGGCAGUGGUUUAAUAUAGAACAUUUAGCUUAAUUCUGAAGAACGUUGUGAUAGAAUUUAGUCUGAGGUAUUUUUCAUUUAAAUGUUUUAUUUACUAUUUUUGAUUUGAAACCAGUUUUGUCCUUGUAAUUAAAUGUUUUCUGACAA
Salvelinus namaycush (lake trout) is the source of this 2674-nucleotide messenger RNA. RefSeq names its product unconventional myosin-X-like. Gene Ontology annotation, biological process: signal transduction. Gene Ontology annotation, cellular component: cytoskeleton. The transcript has 8 exons. The record is from RefSeq and is a predicted model, not a curated record. The coding region runs from base 30 to 1220 and encodes 396 amino acids. Lineage: Eukaryota; Metazoa; Chordata; Actinopteri; Salmoniformes; Salmonidae.